Fulvia fulva is the source of this 906-nucleotide messenger RNA. Its product is annotated as Putative mitochondrial carrier protein PET8. The transcript is spliced from 2 exons. Gene Ontology annotation, molecular function: S-adenosyl-L-methionine transmembrane transporter activity. The coding region runs from base 1 to 906 and encodes 301 amino acids. The record is from RefSeq and is a predicted model, not a curated record. NCBI's taxonomy places the organism in Eukaryota, Fungi, Ascomycota, Dothideomycetes, Mycosphaerellales, Mycosphaerellaceae. Gene Ontology annotation, cellular component: mitochondrial inner membrane.
AUGUUUAGGGGAGUAUAUCAAGGAGUAGGCUCAGUCAUCAUCGCGACGUUGCCCUCCUCUGGCGCCUUCUUCUCGACAUAUGAGGGAAUAAAGGCCACUCUGACCGAGACGAAUCCCACCUUGGGAGCCAAGCCAUUUCUACCCACGCCUCUGAUACAUGCUAUUGCCUCUGGGUCCGCGGAGUUGGUCUCAUGUGCCAUACUCACCCCUGCCGAGGUCAUCAAGCAGAAUGCACAAAUGGUAGACAACUCCAACCGCGACAGACCUCGAGUCAAUGCUACGCUGCAGACCCUCAAACGAUUCCGUUCCAACCCACUGGCGCUAUGGCGAGGAUAUACUGCUUUAGCAGGCCGGAAUCUACCGUUCACUGCCAUGCAAUUCCCAAUGUUCGAGCGCAUAAAAGAGAGCAUCAGGCGAUAUAGGGAUGACCGAGGUAUUCGGACACAUACUCUUUUGGAAAGCGGCAUGAUCACGGCUGUUAGUGCUGGUACGGGAGGCAGUAUUGCCGCGGUCAUUACUACACCCAUCGACGUAGUCAAGACGCGCAUCAUGUUGGCUGCUGUGGAAGGAGGCUCUGACGAUUCCAAGUCUACACCUCGCGAAAGCGUCAAGGCAGCCAAAGAUGCUCUGGUCGAUGCUACGGGAAAGACUGUUGAGGCAGUCAAGGACAAGCCUGUGGAGACCAUGAAGGAGGCGGUGAGGCCAAAGCGAUCUGGUAGUCUGCAAGUGGCGCGAGAGAUCAUACAAGAGCAAGGUUACAAAGGUCUAUUCCGCGGUGGAGCAUUGAGAGGUGUCUGGACGAUGCUGGGAAGUGGGUUGUAUUUGGGCGUUUACGAAAGUGGACGCAUAUACCUUGCACAGCGACGAGGUGACCCGAUUGAUGCUGAAGAGUAUGCGAGAUCUUGA